Messenger RNA from Kluyveromyces marxianus DMKU3-1042, 2631 nucleotides. RefSeq names its product origin recognition complex subunit 1 (gene ORC1). The transcript has a single exon. Gene Ontology annotation, molecular function: ATP binding; ATP hydrolysis activity; chromatin binding. NCBI's taxonomy places the organism in Eukaryota, Fungi, Ascomycota, Saccharomycetes, Saccharomycetales, Saccharomycetaceae. Gene Ontology annotation, biological process: DNA replication initiation; mitotic DNA replication checkpoint signaling. Gene Ontology annotation, cellular component: nuclear origin of replication recognition complex. The record is from RefSeq and is a predicted model, not a curated record. Bases 1 to 2631 code for a protein of 876 amino acids.
AUGGCAUCUACAUUAGCGGAAUUUGAACAAAACUGGCUGAUCCAUAAAACAGAUUUAGAUGGUAACCCAUUGGCAGAAUCUAUUGGCAGAAGAAGAAAGCGUGGUGAAGCAUCGGUACAAGAAGUUAUAAAUUUGGUGCGCACUGAUGGACUCAAGCUGCGCCCAGGCACUACUAUUUUCUGCAAAGAUGAGGGAACAAACGAAGUGUCUGCCUAUAUGAUACACGAAAUUAGGUUAAACACGAGCAACUAUGUGGAAUUAUGGUGUUUUAAUUAUCUUAGCUGGUUUGAAUUGAAGGCAGUAGAGUAUUUCAAACAACUUAAUCCGGACUUCUACGAACGCAACAAAGAAAAGGGCGACAAGUUCUUUGAAGAAGAGCUCGCGUCAAAGGUAGUUAAAAACGAGCUGUACUUGACGGCAGAGCUUUCUGAAAUAUAUUUACGUGAUAUUGAGUUCGUUGCAAAAAUGCUCAGUGAGGAAGAAUUCUACAAGUCCUCAAAAGAGCAGAAACAAGAUCCACAUGCAUAUCUUUGUAGAUACGGAUGUUUACCCUCGGGAACCAACCUAGCGCGUUUAGAUAUUCAUUCGUGCGAAAAAAGUGUUCUUGAAAUGCCUCCAAAAGUUUCAUUAAGCUACCUUCGUGAUAUUACGGUACCAAAGACUGGAAAAUCAAAUGGUAAAAGCAAAUCAAAUUCCCAAUCGCAAUCUCAGUCUCCUUCCAAGCAGGGUAGCAAUGCUAAUGCAAGCGACAGGAGUAUAAGUCAAUCACACAAUCAAUAUCCUUCCAAGUUAAACGACCCAGAUUCAGCAUAUAGUGAUGUUUCUAGUGACAAUGAAGCAUCUGAUAACUAUCAAUCUGCGGAAGAAGAGCUUGAAGAUUCGCAAGACGACGAAAACGAUAAACCUGCUGAAAAUAAAAGAAGAAAAACGUCACAAAGUAUAAUAGCACCACCUGAAUCUCCAACAAAGCAUCAAAUAAUAACACAGACAACUUCAUCUUCAUCAGCCUACUCUUCACCCAGGAAGUACUUCAAGAAUAAUACAGUUCGUGCUAAAAAGGCAUACACCCCGUUUUCCAAGCGUUACACCAAUCCUAACGAUAUUCCAGACCUCAAUAAUAUUUUCCAACAGGACAAUAAUGAUUUGGACAUAGCUGCUUUAGAAGACAAAUUCAGAACCGUUUCAGCAAAGGGUAAGAUUGAGACCAUCUUUUCAAAAGUAAAAAAACAGCUAAACUCUAGAAAUAGCAAAGAAGAGAUUCUGAAGGCUGCAGACUUUGAAAACUAUCUUCCAGCUAGAGAAAAUGAAUUUGCUAGCAUAUAUUUGUCACUUUACAGUGCCAUCGAAGCAGGAACCAGUACCAGUAUAUACAUAGCUGGAACACCUGGCGUCGGCAAAACUCUUACAGUACGAGAGGUAGUCAAAGAUUUGAUUACAUCUGCUGGACAAAAAGAGCUUCCAAAGUUCCAAUACAUCGAAAUAAAUGGCUUAAAAAUAGUGAAGGCUAGCGAUAGUUACGAAGUGUUUUGGCAAAAGAUAUCUGGAGAAAAACUUACGUCUGGUGCUGCAAUGGAAUCUCUCGAGUUCUACUUCAACAAAGUGCCCGCCACAAAAAAGCGCCCCAUUGUGGUUCUAUUAGAUGAACUAGAUGCCUUAGUUACCAAAAGUCAAGACGUGAUGUACAACUUCUUCAAUUGGGCAACAUCACCUAACGCUAAGCUCAUCGUAGUUGCAGUUGCCAACACUUUAGAUCUUCCUGAACGUCAUUUAGGGAAUAAAAUAUCUUCAAGAAUUGGAUUUACUAGAAUUAUGUUCAGUGGCUAUACUCAUGAAGAACUCAAAACGAUUAUAAACUUGAGACUCAGUCAUUUGAACGAAUCCAGUUUCUAUGUCGAUCCUAAGAAUGGAAACUCUUAUAUGAUAACUCCAGACGAUGAGAGAGAGCAAGCAAUUGAUACUAAUUCUGAAAAAGAAAACAAACCCGACUUUACCAACUUCAAGAGGGUAAAGCUUAGAAUCAAUUCUGAUGCCAUUGAGAUUGCAUCCAGAAAAAUUGCCAGUGUGAGUGGUGAUGUUCGUAGAGCUUUAAAAGUGAUCAAAAGGGCAGUAGAGUAUGCUGAAAACGAUUAUAUGCAGAAGCACCAAGAAUCUCAGUCGGCGAAGUCGAACAGCGCAGUAAACGAUACUUAUGAAGAGAUUCAAACAGUGGAAAUCAAACAUGUCACUAAGGCAUUAAAUGAAAGUUCAUCAUCCGCAGAACAACAAUUCAUUUCGAAUCUGUCGUUUAGCGGCAAGCUUUUCCUCUAUGCAUUAGUAAAUUUAAUCAAGAAGAAGCAGGGUGAAAUUCAACUGGGCGAUAUUGUUGACGAAAUGAAAUUGUUAAUCGAUGUUAAUGGUAAUAGCAAGUACAUUCUGGAAUUGAAACGGAUUCUAUUCCAAAAUGAUUCUGUAGACACAAAAGAGCAACUAAGAGUUAUUUCCUGGGAUUAUAUUCUCAUGCAACUGAUGGAUGCUGGGAUCGUUGUAAGACAAUACUUGAAAAAUGAAAGAUUAUCCAGCAUAAAGUUAAACAUUUCCAUGGAAGAUGUCGAACAAUGCUUGAAAAAUGACGAAGUCUUGAAGAGCUUCUGA